This is a messenger RNA of Ogataea philodendri, 201 nucleotides long. RefSeq lists its product as uncharacterized. The transcript has a single exon. Bases 1 to 201 code for a protein of 66 amino acids. NCBI's taxonomy places the organism in Eukaryota, Fungi, Ascomycota, Pichiomycetes, Pichiales, Pichiaceae. The record is from RefSeq and is a predicted model, not a curated record.
AUGAGAUCCAGCACGUCUGCGUACUUGCCCGUUGGUCUGACUGGUUUGGGCCAAAGACGAGGAUCAUCUAUGAACAUGCUAAACGUCGACCCAACAGGAAGAGCAGAAACCUCGUUGAGUCCUGCAAGCUUCUCAAAUGUGCUUCCAGCCUCUGACGAAAUCGAAGGAUGCAACACAGAGGCCAAUGACCACAGAGACUGA